UGUAAGAAGAAGAAGAAGCAAAAAUGAGAAACCAAACCUUGUCAUUCUUGCUCUUCUCUGUCCUGAUCAUGUCGUUGAGCUCGAGUGUCGAUGCUAGAGCUAAAACCUGCAAACCAAGUGGCAAGAUCAAGGGCAAGAAACCUCCUAAAGACAAAUGCAAUCAGGACCACGACUCCGAUUGCUGUGAAAGUGGCAAGUACUACGACACCUACAAGUGCUCGCCCCCGGUCACUGGCCGGACUAAAGCAGUCCUGACUAUCAAUGGCUUCGGGAAAGGUGAUGACGGUGGAGGGCCGGCAGAGUGUGAUGGCAAGUACCACUCGGACGACACCCCCAUCGUGGCUCUCUCGACGGGGUGGUUCAACAACAUGAAGAGGUGCUUCCAGAACAUCACCAUUCAUGGCAAUGGGAAGAGUGUGGCUGCCAUGGUGGUGGAUGAGUGUGACUCAACUGUGGGGUGCGAUGACGAGCACGACUACCAGCCGCCGUGCCCCAACAACAUUGUCGAUGCUUCUGAAGCUGUCUGGAGAGCUCUAGGAGUGCCUAAAAAUGAUUGGGGUGAAAUGAAAAUCAAGUGGUCUACUUGCUGCAAACCAAGUGGCAAGAUCAAGGGCAAGAAACCUCCUAAAGACAAAUGCAAUCAGGACCACGACUCCGAUUGCUGUGAAAGUGGCAAGUACUACGACACCUACAAGUGCUCGCCCCCGGUCACUGGCCGGACUAAAGCAGUCCUGACUAUCAAUGGCUUCGGGAAAGGUGAUGACGGUGGAGGGCCGGCAGAGUGUGAUGGCAAGUACCACUCGGACGACACCCCCAUCGUGGCUCUCUCGACGGGGUGGUUCAACAACAUGAAGAGGUGCUUCCAGAACAUCACCAUUCAUGGCAAUGGGAAGAGUGUGGCUGCCAUGGUGGUGGAUGAGUGUGACUCAACUGUGGGGUGCGAUGACGAGCACGACUACCAGCCGCCGUGCCCCAACAACAUUGUCGAUGCUUCUGAAGCUGUCUGGAGAGCUCUAGGAGUGCCUAAAAAUGAUUGGGGUGAAAUGAAAAUCAAGUGGUCUACUUGAUCAAGAACAGAACCAACACAGAAUUCAGUGACUUGUUGAAGACUUCGUGUUUUUAAGGAAUAAGAGUUUGUUUGUGGUGAGUCAAUCUUUGUUUUCUAGGAGAUUGCAAUAUAUUUGUUAAAAAUAUACCCAUGUAGCAACAUAUGUGCAUAUCAAGAUAUAUACAAUAAAUAUAUAUUUGUUUUCUUUUCUACUGUUUUACUAUUUAUAGAAAGUUACCAGACUUGCAAUACAUUGGUUUAUCUCAAAAUGCACUCUUAAUAUUUUUAGAGAAGAAUAAAAAAUGCUGCAGUUAUCAGAGUAUGGAUGGUUAAAGAAAGAACUUAAUCAUCAAACAACUUUCCAAAUGGCUUAAACCUAUAAAAUCUACUUACAAUUUUUUACUUGAAAUUUUUGUUCCAUGAUGAACAGAUGAUAUGAAUCAU
Salvia miltiorrhiza (redroot sage) is the source of this 1492-nucleotide messenger RNA. Its product is annotated as kiwellin-1-like. Bases 24 to 1067 code for a protein of 347 amino acids. The transcript is spliced from 2 exons. NCBI's taxonomy places the organism in Eukaryota, Viridiplantae, Streptophyta, Magnoliopsida, Lamiales, Lamiaceae. The record is from RefSeq and is a predicted model, not a curated record.